UAAUUUCUUAAUUCUAGUAUAAGAAAUUCUUUCCAAAAUGAAAUUUUUGGCUUAUAUCCUGUUAUUCGGCUUGGCAUAUGCUUAUGUGGAAGAAGGUUUCGUCGUUUCUGAUGGUGACUAUCCUUCAUAUGCCGAGGAAAUUCACGAAGAUAUGAAAACUGAACUUGGAAAUAAAAUAAAGGAUGCAUUGAAUCACGUUUUGCAAGACAUUAAGGAUGCUUUGCAACGUGGAAAAAACGUCAGCCAAGACUUAAUCGAUGAGGUUAAGAAAAACUUAGAUAAAUUGAAGAAACUCGGAGUAGAACUCGAAGAUAAAACUAAGAAUCUUUUAGAAGACGUGAGAGACCGUGUUAAAUCUUGGUGGAAGGAUGUUUUAGAUAAAUUAACGGUUCACAACCAAACCCAUUACGCCAGAAAUUUUGUUGUGUACGAUGAUGAUGAUGAUGAUUCUGUAUCAUUCGAGGAUUUUAUCAGAAGAUUUCAGCUUCCUUAAGAUAACCUUUGUACUCCUUAAUAUAUGAAGAAGUAAAGCAGUUUAUUAUUUUCAAGCUUCUGUUCUUAAAAGACUGAUUUGUAAUUGGAUACAUAUUUAUUUUCUUACAAUAAAAAUUGCAAUAAAUAUAAUUUAGAAUAUAA
Molecule: messenger RNA, 636 nt
Organism: Centruroides sculpturatus (bark scorpion)
Lineage: Eukaryota; Metazoa; Arthropoda; Arachnida; Scorpiones; Buthidae
Exons: 6
Coding region: 38-493 (151 amino acids)
Source: RefSeq, a predicted model, not a curated record